Messenger RNA from Yamadazyma tenuis ATCC 10573, 666 nucleotides. RefSeq names its product glutathione S-transferase family protein. NCBI's taxonomy places the organism in Eukaryota, Fungi, Ascomycota, Pichiomycetes, Serinales, Debaryomycetaceae. The record is from RefSeq and is a predicted model, not a curated record.
AUGUCAGAGAAUAUCACAUUAUACACUGCGGGAUCUCCUAAUGCGAAGAAAGUAUCCAUUUAUCUUGAGUUAUUGGGGUUGAAGUAUAACAUCAAAACCGUAGAUAUGGGCAACAACGAGCAAAAGUCCCCAGAAUACUUGGCCCUCAAUCCAAACGGUAAGGUCCCAACUUUGGUGGAUUCUUCUACUGAUACUACCAUUUCUGAAUCGGCUGCAAUUAUGACAUAUUUGUCAGACAAGUACGACAAGGACAGAAAGUUCAGCUACGAGGUAGGAACUAAGGAGUACUACAAACAGUUGGAGAUCGCUUACUUCCAGGUAGGUGGAAUUGGACCUAUGGAGGGUGAGGCCAUGCUAUAUAUAUUGUUCAGCUCGGAUGACGUCCCAGUUGCGAAAGAACGGUACAGAAACGAAACCCGCAGAUUGUAUGGGGUUGUCGAAGAAUAUUUAAAGCGGAACGCAGCUAACAGCCCAUACUUUGUGGGAGAUCAUAUUUCGAUCGCUGACGUCUGUGUGGUGACUUUCUUACCCAUCUUACCACGUCUUGGAAUUGAGUAUGACGAGUUCCCAUUAGUGAGAAAAUGGUUGAAGCAUAUGAUCUCGAUUGCCGAGGUGGUGAAAGGGUUCAACGUCCCCAAUCCUCCACCUAUUUGGCCUGAGCUUUAG